Messenger RNA from Nerophis ophidion (straightnose pipefish), 5102 nucleotides. RefSeq names its product transmembrane serine protease 3a (gene tmprss3a). Gene Ontology annotation, molecular function: serine-type endopeptidase activity; protein binding. Lineage: Eukaryota; Metazoa; Chordata; Actinopteri; Syngnathiformes; Syngnathidae. The record is from RefSeq and is a predicted model, not a curated record. Gene Ontology annotation, biological process: proteolysis. Gene Ontology annotation, cellular component: membrane. The transcript is spliced from 14 exons. The coding region runs from base 1541 to 2851 and encodes 436 amino acids.
GAGCGUUUUCCGUUUGGGCUCCAGUACUCUGCAACGCCCUCCCGGUAACAGUUCGAGAUGCUACCUCAGUAGAAUCAUUUAAGUCUCACUUCAAAACUCCUCUGUAUACUUUAGCCUUUAAAUAGACCUCCUUUUUAGACCAGUUGAUCUGCCGCUUCUUUUCUUUCUCCUAUGUCCCCCCCUCCCUUGUGGAGGGGGUCCGGUCCGAUGACCAUGGAUGAAGUACUGGCUGUCCAGAGUCGAGACCCAGGAUGGACCGCUCGUCGGGACCCAGGAUGGACUGCUCGCCUGUAUCGGUUGGGGACAUCUCUACGCUGCUGAUCCGCCUCCGCUUGAGAUGGUUUCCUGUGGACGGGACUCUCGCUGCUGUCUUGGAUCCGCUUGAACUGAACUCUCGCGGCUGUGUUGGAGCCACUAUGGAUUGAACUUUCACAGUAUCAUGUUAAACCCGCUCGACAUCCAUUGCUUUCGGUCCCCUAGAGGAGGGGGCGGGGGUCCUCUCCAAGGUUUCUCAUAGUCAGCAUUGUCACUGGCGUCCCACUGGAUGUGAAUUCUCCCUGCCCACUGGGUGUGAGUUUUCCUUGCCCUUUUGUGGGUUCUUCCGAGGAUGUUGUAGUCGUAAUGAUUUGUGCAGUCCUUUGAGACAUUUGUGAUUUGGGGCUAUAUAAUUAAACAUUGAUUGAUUGAUUGAUAUGAAUAUAAAUGUAUGUAUGUGGGUAUGUACGUAUGCAGGUUUUUAUGUUCGUUAUGUAUGUAUGUGCUUAUGUAUGUACAGUAUGUAUGCAUGUGUGUAUGUUUGUAUGAAUGAGCGUACGUAUGUAUGUUUUUUUGUACAGUAUAUUUGUCACCCAGUCAAUGCAGGAAAGCCCCACCCAAAACUGCAGGCCUGAGGAACAAGGGACCACCGGCCCCACGCAGGCCGGCCAGCGAAAGAACCUCCAACACUGUGCUGCCAGGCAGGCCAGCGGUACACAUACACGUCUGGCCUAGGACAAGGCACGGGAGAAGCAGGAGACAACCAGCACCGCCACAUGCCACAGAGGGGCCCCCUGACAGACAUGACGGGGGAUGCGCAGGGAGUAGACCCUGAAGGUCCCCACCAAGCAGGGCACCCAGAUGCAUGGGACACUUGGGGGACACGCGAGUAUGUAAUUCUACCUACGUAGUGCGGAGAUGCAGGGUCACUUGAUCCUCGCUCCAAGCGGGAGCACUCACCUGCUCAGGUGUCCUUUGCACAGAACUACCGGCACAACACUCGUGUACGCAGACAGAACACGUGGAAGAAGGAGGAGAUCUUGUAACCAACACCGCUGUGAAUGAAACCCAGACGUCCUCAACAGAAUUUAGGACAGAAGCGUCUGAGCAACCGAACUCUUCCAAGGUGGAAUUGAUCUCUGUGACGGAGGAAGACCUCCCCACAAUAGAGACCCCAAACACAAUAAACGUCAGCCCCCUGGGGAGUCUAAAUGCUGACUCGUAUUCUGAGAACAACUUGAGCAAACCUGCAGAGUGCCAAACUUCAACUGCAUGUAGUCCAACCAUGCCGGUCACCAAAGUGCAGCCAUUUAUUUCUGAAGACGAUAUGGACAAAAGUUGGAAGCAAAAACUGCUGGCUCGUCGCAUGGAAUUGAUCAUAGCUGCGUGUAUCAUCCUGGUGGUCUGUCUUGCUCUCGGGAUCGGCCUUGGAGUGGGUCUGAGCUGCAUGGGGAAGUUUCAGUGCGGCUUUUCAUCUCAGUGCAUAAGAAGUUCAGCCCAGUGUGAUGGAAAGCUGGACUGUGACAAUGGCGAGGACGAGCUCGGCUGUGUGCGUGUCAGUGGGCGGAGUUCAGUCCUGCAAGUCCAGAGAGAAGGUGUGUGGAAGACAGUCUGCUCUGAGGACUGGAAUAAUUUGCUCGGAGUGUCUGCCUGCAAACAGCUGGGAUAUAACAGUUAUGUUGAGUCAUUCUUCAUCCCGCUGACUUCCAUCGAGCAGAACCUUCAGUACAAUCUGGUGUCCAUCAGCCUCAGCCAUAACCUUAGCCAAUCGCAGACUAUACAGCUGCAAAACGCUACAACUUUCAGUAAAACUCAAUGCACCUCAGGAAGAGUGACAACGCUGAAGUGUCUGGAAUGUGGCUUCAGACCAAAGUACACCAUGACUCGUAUUGUUGGAGGGAACAUAUCCAGGCCUGGUCAGUUCCCUUGGCAGGUUAGCCUCCAUUUCAACAGUGAACACCUCUGUGGUGGCUCCAUCGUAACUUCAUUCUGGAUUGUCACAGCAGCACACUGUUUAUUUGGGUUUACAAACCAGUCCAUGUGGAGGGUCCAUGUGGGACAGACUGAGCAGCCAGUCCACGGUGCCCAAUCUCUUGCAGUGGAGAAGAUGAUCUUCCAUGCCCGUUAUCGCCCCAAAGGCCUGGAUUACGAUAUCGCACUCAUGAAACUGAGCAAGCCUCUUGAUUUUGAUGGAUUUGUGGAGCCCAUCUGCCUGCCUAACUAUGGGGAGGAGUUUGAGCAGGGGACCGAGUGCUGGAUCUCUGGAUGGGGGGCAACCGAGGACGAAGGAGAGACAAGUGUGUUUUUACGUUCGGCCAUGGUGCCCAUCCUCUCCACAAAGACCUGCAAUCAGCCAGAGGUUUACCAGGGCCUCAUCUCACCAUGGAUGGUCUGUGCAGGAUACCUGGAAGGAGGAACUGACUCCUGUCAGGGGGACAGCGGGGGUCCUCUGGCUUGUGAAGACUCAUCUCUGUGGAAGCUGGUUGGGGCAACGAGUUGGGGCAUCGGCUGCGCUGUGAGGAACAAGCCCGGUGUUUACACCAGGAUCACACGCUCACUCAGCUGGAUCAGGCAGCACAUGGAAGUCAGUCCAUAACCAGCCCCUUAUUGGUUGUAUGCAACACACUGCCAAUAAGGUCUACAUGUCUGGCAACACAAGCGGGGUACCAAGAUAAGGGUGUCUUAUGAGCACGAGUCCUGCCAGAAACUGGGGAGCUGCGGUUCAUUGAGGGGAAACAUGAACUCCAACAUGUACAUUCUGAUAACCUCCCUUGGAACGCUUGACUGGUUUCCGACAUAAUGGAGAUACAAUACAUGAUGGAAUACAGUACAACCAUGUCUCUUCCAGACCUGAGACCACUUGUGCAUCCUCAAGCAGAGAGUGGAAGACACCCAACUGUGUCAUUGUGAAAGAGGUUGCCAAUGACAAAUGAUGCAGCGCUGCUCUAUUCCAUGUCCAAGAGGAUGAAGGCAGUGCGAGGUAACAAAUAUAUUCACACCUUUUGGACAAGAAGUGUACUCACUUGUGUUGCACAUAUUAAACAUGAAUGUAUAUUUAAGGUGGGCAAAUAGAUCCAAACAUCGAUAGUAUUGAUACCAAGAAUAGUAUGCAUAUCAAAUCAAUCAGGUUUUCGUUUACAUUCAUUUUCACAUAUUGUGUUUUUGUGUCCAUAUUGUUACAUUGAUUACAUUACAGUCAUAUAUUUUUAUAUUUUUUACAAAGCCAGGAAGGAAGUUGCGACAACUGCAUUUAAAACACUUCCUUGUGGUAUACAUCAGUUUUUUUCAGCCACUAGUGUGCCGUGAGAUACAGUCUGGUGUGAUGUGGGAAAUUAUGCAAACCAGUAAUUACAGUCUGCAAAUGAUGUGUUGUUGUUGAAUGUCGGUGCUGUAUAGAGCUCGGCAGAGUAACCGUGUAAUACCAUACCAUAUUAAUAGGUGGCCGCCAGUUAGCUAAUUGCUUUGUAGAUGUCGGGAACAUGGUUUGUCGUGAUCACAAUAUGCAGACGACAGCGGGAGGCAGUGUGCAGGUAAAAAGGUAUCUAAUGCUUAAACCAAAAAUUAAAAAAAAGUGAAUGUUCCUAAGAAAAGGCAUUGAAGCUUAGGGAUGGCUAUGCAGAACGAAAAUAAAACUGAACUGGCGACAAAGUAAACAAAAACCGAAUGCUGGACGACAGCAAAAACUUGCAGCGUAUGGCGCAGAAACGGAGUCCACAAAGUACAUCUGUACAUGACAUGACAACUUAAAUAUUCUUGAUUGCUAAAACAAAGCAGGUGCGUGGAAUAACGCCCAAAGGAAGAAAUUAAACUGCAACAGGAAAAUACCAUCAAAACAAGAAAAGCUACCAAAAUAGGAGCGCAAGACAAGAAAACAGCAAAAAACUCCAAAUAAGCCAGGGCAUGAUGUGACAGGGUGGUGACAGUACACCUACUUUGAGACAAGAGCUAUAGUGAUGCAUGCUUGGUCAUGGUUUCAAUUAAUAUCUAACAAUUGCAACAACAACUUUGUAUUGUUUACUGAGUUUCAUUAUUUAAUAUCUGCUGGUGGUGUGCCUCUGGAUUCUUUCAAUGAAAAAAAUGUGCCUUGCCUCAAUGUUGAAAAACACUGGUCUACAUAACAUUUAAUAGUUUUGCUUUGGUUUAAGAUUUUGCAUAGAUUGUUUUACAGACUAUCUUCAAGUUUUUCGGACCGUCUGUUCAGGAUGCGCAGUUUUGCGGGAGGCCUUAUGUUCACGCCCAAGUCCUCUUUCAGGCCAAGCCAUCAUCCAUGUUGUAGUUUUUGGCGCUUCCAUUUGGAGUCUACUGACAGAUAUAGUUUGAACUACAGUGGGGCAAAAAAGUAUUUAGUCAGCCACCGAUUCUGCAAGUUCUCCCACUUAAAAUGAUGACAGAGGUCUGUAAUUUUUAUCAUAGGUACACUUCAACUGUGAGAGACAGAAUGAGGAAAAAAAAUCAAGGAAUUCACAUUGUAGGAAUUUUAAAGAAUUUAUUUGUAAAUUAUGGUGGAAAAUAAGUAUUUGGUCAACCAUUCAAAGCUCUCACUGAUGGAAGGAGGUUUUGUCUCAAAAUCUCACGAUACGAUUCAUUCUUUCCUUAACACGGAUCAAUCGUCAUGUCCCCUUAGCAGAAAAACAGCCCCAAAGCAUGAUGUUUCCACCCCAUGCUUCACAGUAGUUAUGGUGUUCUUGGGAUGCAACUCAGUAUUCUUCUUCCUCCAAACACGACAAGUUGAGUUUAUACCAAAAUGGAUACAUGGAUGAUACAGCAGAGGAUUGGGAGAAUGUCAUGUGAUCAGAUGAAACCAAAAUAGAACUUUUUGGUAUAAACUCAACUCGUCGUGUUUGGAA